Lodderomyces orthopsilosis Co 90-125 is the source of this 1233-nucleotide messenger RNA. Its product is annotated as tRNA:m4X modification enzyme. Gene Ontology annotation, biological process: tRNA methylation. The transcript has a single exon. The coding region runs from base 1 to 1233 and encodes 410 amino acids. The record is from RefSeq and is a predicted model, not a curated record. Lineage: Eukaryota; Fungi; Ascomycota; Pichiomycetes; Serinales; Debaryomycetaceae.
AUGAUCGACAUCCCGGAGGUAAAAAGGCAAAAGUUAGACAAGCCUCAAACUUAUCAAUGUGAGUACAUUCUACCCAAGAAGAACAAAAGAUGUCGGAUGUUGAGAAAGAAGCAGAACAAGUACUGCUCGGAGCAUAUGAUUCAUGAUACCAGCUCAAGUAAAAAACGCAUUCCCUGUCCGUUGAAUCCAAACCACACUAUAUGGGAAAAGGACUUGACAUCGCAUUUGGAGAAAUGUAAUGCUCGACCCAAAGAAGAUCAUGAUCCAUGGUACGUGGAGAACACCAAUCACAUAUUACGCAAUUCAACCGAAAUUACAUUUACCGAUGGUGAAGAACACGAUGAAAGUUAUUGCAGGGAGUUGGUUGACAAGAUACACUUUGAUCCACUUGAAAAGAAAAUAUUUGAACACGAAGGUUUGGUACAACAGUUGGAAGAAAAGACAAACCAAAAACAUAUCAUACAACAGUCAUCGCUUAUAGGAAAUUUGAAACGGCUCGGCUUAUUAUCAUCAGACAUCUUUUAUAUGGAGUUCGGGUGCGGCAAAGGUGAGCUAUCGCGAUAUGUGAACCAAUGUGUUUUGCAUGACUCAUCUGGAAGCGUUGAGAAUUACGGGUUUGGGUUAAUUGAUAGAGGUACAAAUCGACUCAAAGCGGACAACAAGAUCAUCCAAGAGUCAGAACCAUUCCAGGUGAAGCCUAUUAUCAAAAGAAGCAAGAUAGACAUAAUGCAUUUACACGUUGAUAAGUUUAUGGAGGAUAUUCAUCCAAAAGAUGUGGUGGCAAUUUCAAAACAUUUAUGCGGAGCCGCCACUGAUCUUACAUUGAAGCUGCUUUUGAAUUCAAAUUUGUUCAAGGAUGGAAAGUUUGGGGGUAUGCUCAUAGCAAUGUGCUGUCGCCAUGUCUGCUUUGAGGAUGAGUUCUUACCCCAAUCUAAAGAGUAUUUGUCCAGUCUUGGUUUCAACUCUCUUCAAUCCAUUAAAGCGUUGAAGAAGAUGGUUUCGUGGGGGGUGAAUUUGGACGUUGAUUCCAGAGAUAGCGUUGAUUCUGGUCUUAGUUCUAAACAAAGAUAUGACUAUGGUAUCAAAGCAAGAAGAAUCAUUGACGAGAGCAGAGUUUACGCCUUGAAAACGAUAUUGGGAAUUGACUACAAUAUUGAGAUUUUUUGGUACGUUGAUACAAAUGUUACAAAAGAAAACGUGUGCUUGUCGAUCACGCGGAAGCAAAGCAACUAA